CGAUCCCCGCGGGGCGCGUGCGCCGCGGCGGCGGGCGCGGGCGGCGGCGAGCUGAGUGAGCGAGGACCACCCGCGCAGUCCGCAGCCGGCCGCCAGCCAAGCGACUGCCGAGUGCCGCGGCCACCUCCGCGCAGCGCGAACCUUCUGUCGCAACGUUUGACAUUCACCGCGCGACAACAAGAGCACAACCUCAAAUCGCUUCCCUCACAGGAAUUGCUCUAGUGUUAUCAUCACUUCAAAACUAUUGAAAACUUGUAGUAACUACAGCGUUCGCUUAUUAUCUUGACUCUGAAUUGAAACAUUUGAGAAAGUGAUAAACUUUAUUUAUUUACAUACUUGAACUAAAUGAUAAAAUUCAAACUUAAAACCGGCAUUAAUGAAGGAUGCAUGAAUGCAAAUGUAAAGUUGGUGAUGUGGUGUAUAGUAAAAAUAUGAGGUGUCUGAUAAUCUUUUGAAGUGAUCGUGUUUGUGACUGAAAAAAUAAAAUAAAACAGACGCUGGGAGCGUUGCUCACAAGUUCACGGGUCGUUAAUUCGGUGGAAGAGAGGAUCCGAAAAAAGAGGUCUCGCUUACGUCCGCUCAUCGGAGUGAUAAAAUUUAUGACAAACGGUUAAACAAAUGGUUAACAUUUGGAAAAGUAUUGUUAGUACAACAAAACAAUGAUUCGGGUAAGUGUUUUUUAUACAGUUUUUGUUGUGGAACAGUGGCACAAAGCGAGUGCGUAACGCAAUGUAAUGUUAGUGUGCGAGGGCGCGUGAGAAAAGUGUGUGAUGAGCUGGAGGCGCGUGGGGCGGUGCGCGUGCGUUAGUGCGCUGCGGGCCGCGUGAUGCGCAGCGGCGCGCGCGUAGCUGGCGGCGCGUGGCCCGCGCCCGCGCACGCCGCGUGCGCGUGAUGCGCGCGGACUGCGCCGCGCUGCUCGCGUGGCUCGUCUGCUGCGCGACCGCGCUCUCCGCGCACAAGUACAGCACGCGCGUCGUCAGAACCAAGUACGGACCGCUGCGCGGGAUCGUCGUGCACUCGCAUCCGCAGGUCGAGGCCUACCUCGGGGUGCCGUAUGCCACACCACCAUUAGGUAGUCUAAGAUACAUGCCGCCGGUGACGCCGUCGCAGUGGCGCACGACGCGUCUGGCGGACGCGUCGGGCCCGGCGUGCCCCCAGGUGCCGCCCGCAGCCGCGCCGCGCGACGACGCGUUGUUACUGCACCCGCGCGCGCGCAUUCGACAGUUGGAGCGAUUAUUGCCGGUACUGGCCAAUCAGAGCGAGGACUGUCUUUACGUCAACCUCUAUGUGCCUGUUAAUGGCGGCGAGGAAGGCGAGGGUGGUGGGCUUCCGUGUUUGGUAUUUGUGCAUGGAGAGUCCUACGAGUGGAGCUCGGGCAAUGCAUAUGACGGUACCACGUUGGCGGCCAAUGGCAACAUCGUUGUGGUGACCAUCAACUUUAGGUUAGGUGUAUUGGGUUUUUUAAAGACUGGUGCUAAGGGGUCGGCGCAGGGUAACUUCGGUCUGAUGGACCUAGUAGCAGGGCUCCACUGGCUGCGGGAGAACCUGCCGGCAUUCGGGGGCGACCCUGAGCGCGUCACGCUCAUGGGGCAUGGCACGGGAGCCGCGCUAGCGAACUUCCUGGCUGUCUCGCCUGUCGCAAGGGAAUCUUACCUGGAAUUUAACGCCCAAGACUUGGAGUUUGGCUUCAACGAGAGCCGACGGGAUCGCAUUCUUCGCACUUUCGUCCGGAACGCGUACUAUUACCACCUCAACGAGAUCUAUUCGACCUUGAAGAACGAGUACACGGACUGGGACAAGCCUGUGCAGAACCCGCUCAGCGUGCGCGACGCCACGCUCGAGGUACUAAGUGAUGGACGGACUGCAGCGCCAUUAAUCAGGUUGGGGUACCUUCACGCACUUCGAGGUGGAACCACGUACUUUACUCAUUUUCAUCAUCUGUCCCAAGACAAGGAUUAUCCACAGCUUACAACUUACAAUAUUUUCCUAAUUAAAAGUAUCCUUUCCCUGUUCCCACGUAGAGACCUGGUUCAGUCCAUGGAGAGGAGCUCCCGUACUACCUGGGUGUACCCAUCUCCCUUACGCAUCAUCAGCAGAAUUAUACGCAGCAAGAACAGCGUGUAUCAAAACUCUGCAUCCAUUACAUCUCCAAUUUCGUUCGAUAUGGGAAUCCUAAUGAUCCAUCGGCCACCCCUCCUCCAAGCCCAAUGCUGGGCGAGACUCCACGACUGGGUCCCGAUCAAACACCAUACUGGGAUACAUACGACACUAUCAACCAACUCUACAUGGAGAUCAGUGCUGUUCGAGCGCAGUCAAUGUCGCGCGCCCAUGUGCCGCAUGUGGUGGAGUAGAGGGAGGUGCGCGGGGUGGGACACGCAGUACUGUGCCACCCCGUGCUGCACCUCCUCGCCCUGUCCCCGCAGCACCACCGUCAACAGAGUGUCCACCCAACGCCACAGCACCAACUGUCCAUCCGGAUGAUGCUCUGUUGCGUCGUCUCGCGUCUUCGCACUACCAGUCCUACACAGCGGCACUGACUGUCACCAUUGCCGUUGGUUGCUUCCUUCUAUUGCUCAACGUCCUUAUUUUUGCUGGUAUCUACCAUCAGCGUGGUUCCCGUCCACGACGCUCGAAGGAUGAUUUAGCAGAAGCAGGUAGCUCUUCCUCUUCUGACAACUAUGAUGGAAAACUCGAUUAUGAAGUUCGGGCGUUUGACGGCAAAGGAUUCGGAUUUGAGUGUAAAUCGGCGCACGUGCCUAGAGGUGUGGGCUCCAAAUUUGAUCUUCGAACAUUGUCGGACUGUGGUGAGCCCACUUUUGGCGAGUACAGUUGCUAUGACGAAAGCAUCGCGCAGCGCGCAGUUCCAUGCCUGACGUGAGUGUGGGCAGUGCUAUAGAGGCUGGGAGUGUAGUGUGCAUUGAUACUCAAAAGCCUGACAUCCAGAAGGUGGAAGGUCGGCCGGGUGAUCCCGUUGGCCGCACUAGUACAUUCGAGCCACGUGUGGUGGACAAUUCCACACAGGUAAAGUUUGGCCCAGAUGGCGCAGAGAGCGCGGGCGACGCGGGAGCGGAGGGGGAGGGGGGC
Molecule: messenger RNA, 3084 nt
Organism: Spodoptera littoralis (African cotton leafworm)
Lineage: Eukaryota; Metazoa; Arthropoda; Insecta; Lepidoptera; Noctuidae
Source: the annotation of a GenBank genome assembly